GGUGUUUGAGUUUUAUCUAACGCACAGAAUCAUCUCUCGUAAGGCUAGGCCUCUGGAGUAACCUAAGGUUCGUGAAAUCCGAAUCAAGUUGUCAAGUAGUGCACUAUUAAAGCUGUUCGGGCGGCUACUUACACUAGCCGUGCCUACUGUCACUACCUAGGUAGUCGAGUCGUCCCUGCCAAUCUACUGACUGUGUGUGAUAAUUGAAUAUAAUAUUAGCUGAAUAACCAUGGAUUUUGAAAGUCUUCGGGAAUCUUUAGCAGAACACAACCAAGAACAUUUAUUAGAUUUUGUCAAUGAUCUUAAUGAGGAUGAAAAACUAGCAUUAUAUAAUGAUAUUACAAAUACAAAUAUCAAGGAAGUGGUUAAAUUCUUCAAGACAGCCACCGAGUCCAUGGACUCGCAAACAAAAGUGGAUGACAAAAUGGAACCAAUUCCAUCUGACAUGUUUGGCUCGGUAACAAGAUCUGGUAAAAAGCUGAAACAGUGGGAGAUAAGUGGUUUGGAGGCAGUAGGGAAAUCCAAGGUAUGUGUAUUAUUGUUAGCAGGCGGACAAGGUACACGCCUUGGAGUAAGCUACCCAAAAGGCAUGUAUAAUGUCGGCUUACCCUCUGGCAAGCCACUCUAUCAGCUACAAGCGGAGAGGAUCCUGCGAUUGCAGCAAUACGCAAAGGAAGAAACUGGCCAGUCUGGCACAAUACCAUGGUACAUCAUGACAAGUGAACAUACACAGGAGCCAACCGAAGAGUUCUUUGCAUCUCGCAACUUCUUUGGCCUACAAAAGGAAGACAUUGUGUUCUUUGAACAGAACAUGUUGCCGUGUAUGUCUUUUGAAGGCAAGAUUAUUAUGAGUAGUAAGAGCAAAAUAGCCAGAGCACCAGACGGUAAUGGGGGAUUGUACCGGGCUCUCGAUGAAAAGAUCUUAAGUGAUAUGGAACGACGUGGAGUUCAAUAUAUUCACGUGUACUGUGUAGAUAAUAUCCUGGUCAAAAUGGCUGACCCAGCAUUCAUUGGAUUUUGUAUAAGCAAAGGCGCAAACUGUGGGGCUAAGGUUUGUAAUUUAGAUUAGAAGCAAAUUUGACAA
Anneissia japonica is the source of this 1084-nucleotide messenger RNA. RefSeq names its product UDP-N-acetylhexosamine pyrophosphorylase-like. NCBI's taxonomy places the organism in Eukaryota, Metazoa, Echinodermata, Crinoidea, Comatulida, Comatulidae. Gene Ontology annotation, biological process: UDP-N-acetylglucosamine biosynthetic process. Gene Ontology annotation, molecular function: UDP-N-acetylglucosamine diphosphorylase activity. The transcript has 5 exons. The record is from RefSeq and is a predicted model, not a curated record. Bases 230 to 1069 code for a protein of 279 amino acids.